Messenger RNA from Aspergillus wentii DTO 134E9, 504 nucleotides. RefSeq lists its product as uncharacterized. The transcript is spliced from 2 exons. The record is from RefSeq and is a predicted model, not a curated record. NCBI's taxonomy places the organism in Eukaryota, Fungi, Ascomycota, Eurotiomycetes, Eurotiales, Aspergillaceae. Bases 1 to 504 code for a protein of 167 amino acids. Gene Ontology annotation, biological process: autophagy of mitochondrion. Gene Ontology annotation, cellular component: mitochondrial outer membrane.
AUGGCAUCACCCUUUCUCCUCUCCCGCACAUCCGCUGCCGUCGGCCUCGGCCUCGGUCUCUCCUUGUCUUUCUCUCCAUUAUCUCCCUUCCGCUCCGCCCCUAUCCAAUGCCAGUACGCAGCGCCCUCUCCUCAGCCCGCAGAGCCCAGCUGGGCGAUUAACCCCAAUGACCCCAUCCUCCCCAAGCAAGGCGGUACGACGGGACUGAAGAGGAAGUCGGGAUUCUUGACGCCGUCGAUGAUGCGCCAGGUGAGCUUGGGUAGUGUGUUGGGCCUUGUUGCGGGCGUGGGAUUGAGGGCUUUCUCGAGAGCAUUGGCGGUUUUGUUGGGAAUGGGGAUUGUGUUUGUUGAGUGGGCUGCUUCUAAGGGGUACAAUCUCUUGCCUAUCAACAGGAUGCAGAAGUAUGUCAAGGGUGUCGAUCUGCAAAAGGCCAUGACGGAGAACAUGCCGUUCAAGAUGACAUUCGGCACGACCAUGGCUCUCGGGGCCUUUGCGCAGUUGUAG